UUUUCUGUUGCUUUUAUUUUCACGAUGUUUUGAUAUUUUGUAACAACAAUUAAUUAUUUGUAACUCUAAUUGAUGGUGUUUAAAUUUUGGUUCUUUUUUUAUCAUGAAACCGGAAAGUUCAUGUGAAUCAGAGGAAAGUGAAGAUCACCAAGGUGGAGGAUCCAAUAGAGGAGAUUCAGAAGAUUGGGAUGAAAGUGACGAUUCAAGCUCGUCAUCGGAUACAUCUGAGGACAAUAAUAGUGAACCAUCAUCUCCAGUCCGUAGACCCGCUGGUCGAUCAACUCGAACCUCUACCCGUAGAUCAACAGCAGCCUCUGUGGCAAGAAAAGCGCGUCAAACAACCACAAAUAACAAUAGAGGUAGAUCAAGACGCCGAAUGAAAAGUAGUGAGACAAGUGAAGAAAGUGAAGAAACCGAAGAAGAAGAUGAUGAUGAAGAUGAAGAUGAAGAACGUCGUGGUACCCGGCGACCUCAAAAGAUUGUCAGUUAUAAGGAAGAAAGUGACCGUACCGAUUCAGAUGAUCUGGUUGAGGUACAAUGGGAUGAAGCUGCUGAAGCAGCAGCCGCUGAAGCCGAAGCCGGAGAAACCAUUGAAAAGGUUAUAGCUCACCGUAAAGGUAAAAAAGGUGCUACCGGUGAUGCAACCAAACCAUAUAAUGUUGAAUUCAAUGGUGAUCCAAAUGAACCUGAAUGUCAUGAUGAGGAUCAACUUGAGGUGCAAUUUUUAAUCAAAUGGAAAGGCUGGUCUCAUCUUCAUAAUACAUGGGAAAGUGAGGAAAGUCUAUUAGAGGUUAAGGCUAAAGGUAUUAAAAAGAUUGAGAAUUACUUAAAACGUGAAGAAGAGGUUAACCUGUUACGAAAUUCAGCAUCACCCGAGGAGAUUGAAUACUUUGAUUGUCAAGAAGAAAUGGCCGAUCAAUUAUUAGCUCAACACAUGAAGGUUGAAAGAAUCAUUGCCCAUCAACCUUCCCGUGAAACUGAUACCUCUUACCCUGAAUAUCUGUGUAAAUUUGAAGGUUUGCCUUAUGCUGAAUGUACCUGGGAAGAUGGUUCACUUAUCCAAAGAAAAUUUCCCAAAAAAAUUGAAGAAUAUAAUAUACGUCAAAAAUCACAGAAAACACCGACUAAAUUUUGUAAAGUACUCAAAACCCGACCUAAAUUUGUUCCAUUGAAAAAAGAGCCUGAUUACCUUGGAGGUGAAAAUUUAUUAACUCUACGUGAUUAUCAAUUAGAUGGUUUAAAUUGGUUAGCCCAAACCUGGUGUAAAGAAAAUUCCGUUAUACUUGCCGAUGAGAUGGGCUUAGGUAAAACAAUACAAACAAUUUGUUUCCUUGCUUAUCUUUAUGAACAACACUCAUUAUUUGGACCUUUUCUCCUUGUGGUUCCUCUUUCAACCAUGGCCUCAUGGCAGAAAGAAUUUGAACAAUGGGCACCACAAUUAAAUGUCGUCGUUUACAUUGGUGAUAUAAGUAGUCGUAAUAUAAUCCGUCAAUAUGAAUGGUGUCACCCUGGUAAUCGACGUUUAAAAUACAACGUUCUUUUAACAACCUAUGAAAUCUUAUUAAAAGAUAAAAGUUUCCUUCGAUCUGUAAACUGGGCUAUCCUUGGUAUCGAUGAAGCUCAUCGAUUAAAAAAUGAUGAUUCACUUUUGUAUAAAACUCUGGUUGAAUUUGACACUAACCAUAGGAUACUUAUUACUGGUACACCUUUACAAAAUUCACUACGAGAACUGUGGGCACUUUUACACUUUAUUAUGCCGAUUCGUUUUAAUGAAUGGGAAGAAUUUGAGAAAGAGCAUGCUGAUUGUGAUACCAAGGGUUAUUCUAAAUUACAUAAACAAUUGGAACCAUUUCUUUUACGUCGAGUUAAAAAAGAUGUGGAAAAAUCUUUACCAGCCAAGGUUGAACAAAUUUUACGUGUCGAUAUGACGGCUUUACAAAAACAAUACUACAAAUGGAUAUUGACCAAAAAUUAUAAAGCUCUGGCUAAAGGAUUAAAGGGAAGCUUUUCUGGUUUCGCCAAUAUAAUGAUGGAAUUGAAAAAAUGUUGCAACCAUGCAAGUCUAAUUAGACCCAAUGAUGAAUCGAUUAGCAGUAUUGAUGCGGUAACUAAAAUAAUCCGUGGAAGUGGUAAAUUGGUUCUACUUGAUAAACUUUUGUGUCGUCUUCGUGAAACCGGCCAUAGAGUGUUAAUUUUUUCUCAAAUGGUCCGAAUGUUGGAUAUAUUAGGUGACUAUUUAACCUUACGAAGAUUUCCAUUCCAGCGUUUAGAUGGUUCAAUUAAAGGUGAACUUCGUAAACAAGCAUUGGAACAUUUUAACGCUGAUGGUUCAAUGGAUUUUUGUUUUUUACUUUCAACGAGAGCUGGUGGCUUGGGUAUUAAUCUUGCUACUGCUGAUACUGUAAUUAUAUUUGAUUCUGAUUGGAAUCCACAAAAUGAUCUUCAAGCUCAAGCUCGAGCUCAUCGAAUUGGACAAAAAAAUCAAGUAAAUAUUUAUCGUCUUGUAACAAAGAACAGUGUUGAAGAGGAUAUUAUUGAAAGAGCUAAAAGAAAAAUGAUUCUCGAUCAUCUUGUUAUUCAACGGAUGGACACAACAGGACGAACUGUGCUCUCUAAUAAUAAAGGAAGUAGUACCUCUAAUGUGACACCAUUUAAUAAAGAGGAAUUGGCCCAGAUUUUAAAGUUUGGUGCUGAAGAAUUGUUUAAAGAGGGUGAAGAAGGUGAAGAAGAACCUCAAGUUGAUAUUGAUGAAAUUCUGAAAAGAGCUGAGACAAGAGAGGAAGGACCAUCUUCAGCCAGUGAUGAGCUUUUAAGUGCUUUCAAGGUGGCCAGUUUCAAUUUUAACGAAGAGGAAGUGACCAACAUGUCAACGGAAGCAUUGGAAAAAGAUGAUGAAAAUGGUAAAGAAAAGGAUUGGGAUGAAAUUAUUCCUGAAACGGAAAGAGCCAAAGUUGAAGAAGAAGAGAAAGAGAAAGAGAUGAUUGAUCUUUUUCUACCACCGAGAAUAAGAAAAUCAGCCAAUCAACAAGCUCAUCCUUCUGAUAGUAAUGAUGAUUAUGAUCCAUCCAUGGCCAAAAGUAGAGGUGGUGAUUUUGGAAGUGAUGAAUCUGAAGGAGAAACUCGUGCUCGUCGUAGAGGAAGACCUCGUGCCAAUGCCAAAGAAGGGAUCCCUGGUUUUACUGAGACCGAGAUCAGGAGAUUUAUCAAAUGUUACAAAAAAUUUCCCGUUCCCAUGAAAAGAUUAGAUUCAAUCGCAAUUGACGCUGAAUUACAAGAAAAGCCAAUGGCGGAUCUUGUCAGAUUAGCUGAGCUUUUGCAAACUGGUUGUGAAAAUGCAAUUAAAGAAUAUCAAGCUAAACAAGCUAAAGAAGCUCAAAAUGAAGAUACAAACGGGACCCCACAACCAAAAAAGCCGGCUCAUAAUCGAGGUCCAAAUUUUAAACUCGGUGGUGUUUCCAUUUUUCCUAGGAACCUAUUAGGUUGUCAACAAGAGCUUGAACCACUCGAGAAAUUACUCCCAGCCACAUCUGAAGCCAAAAAAACAUGGGUCUUAAAGGCCAAAGUUAAAGAUGUAAGAGAUUGGGAUGUCCCUUGGGCCAUAGAAGACGAUUCUAAAUUAUUAGCUGGAGUUUAUGAAUAUGGAGUCGGGAGUUGGGAAGCGAUUAAAAUGGAUCCAUCGUUUGGAUUAGCUGACAAGAUUCUACCCGAUGGAGACCUUAAACCACAAGGAAAACAAUUACAAACUCGAGUUGAUUAUUUACUGAAAGUGUUACAAAAACUGUUAAUGGCCCAGAAAAUUAAAGAAGAAAUUUCCAAACCAAGGAAAAAAGGUCUUCCCAAAGGAUCUCGAUUAAAUGACAACAGUGAACCGGGUGGAAGUGGCCUAGGUGAAGAUGGAAGUAAAGUGAAAGGUGGAUUUCGUCGGGAUAAAUCUGCCAAAAAUAAAUCGAGUAACAAAGAUUCUGAUAAAAGUCAUGGAGAUAAUGUUAAUGGUCCACAUGAUGGUAAAAAGAAGAAAAAGAAAGACCACAAAAAGGAUAAAAAGAAAAAGAAAAGAAAACAUGACAUAUCAAGACAACCGUUACAUAUUACGGCAAAUGCUGAGCCUCAGAUAAUUGACAUCGCGGGUGACCUGGAGCCGCACAUAUUUGCCCAAUGUAAAGAAAAGAUGAGACCGGUGAAAAAAGCCUUGAAAAUGUUGGAUAAUCGUGAAGAAGGUUUAUCAACAUCGGAACAAUUAAAUCAUAUGAAACAGUGUUUAACCAAAAUAGGUGCUCGUAUUAAGGAUUGCAUGGAUGAAUAUAAAGAUGAUGUAGAUAAAUCUCGAGAAUGGAGAAACAGAUUAUGGACUUUUGUCUCAAAAUUCACUGAAUAUCCACCUAAAAAAUUGUAUAAAUUGUAUAAGUCAACAAUUAAGAAACCAGAUGAUUCAAGUUCCAGAGAUAGUGAUCAUUAUCCAACCUCAUCUAAAUCAUCAACCCAUCAUAAUCGUUAUAAUAGUAGUAGUAGUAGUAGAUAUAAACAUCGUCAUUCAUCACCACGAAAUCAUAGUAGUAGUAAAUAUUAUGGUAUGGAUGGUCCACUGGACGACUUACCUUCAAAUUCAUCAACCUCAAGUCAUCAUCAUUCACAAUAUUCUCAUCAUUCAUCAUCAUCAUCCCAUCAUCAUCACUCAUCUCAUCUUCCACCACCACCAUCAUCACAUCUACCUCUCGGUCCUUCAACUGGUCCCUCAAAACGUCCACCAAUGGGCAAUUUAUCCUCACCUUUAGGUACUCAAUCAAUAUCACCUAUGAAAAGACCUCGAAAUGAUUAUCCGCCCAGUGGUCGGAUUCCUCACCAUUCUUACCCUCCACCACCACCACCACCUUCACAUUCACCUUCCCUAGGCCAUCCUUCGGCAUCUAUGUUACCUGAUCAUCAUCUUAACAAUUAUGGUUACCAACAACAACAACGUUUACCACACAAUAUGGGACCUCAUCCUCAUCCAUCUAAUCAUCCGUCACCUUCUACACGUGCAUCUUGGGGUGGAGGAGGUGGUGGUGGUGGUGAAAGUGGAGGAGGUUCAAAUCAAUCAAGGUGUGAUAGUAAAUAUGAUCAUUCCGAGAGGCAAGACAGAUAUCGACCUUAUUCAAGACCUGGCAUCGAUAUUCCAGAUAAAAUGUAUCGUCAUUAACACACACACACACAUCAACACCAACAGCAUGUAUUAAAAUAAACAACAAAUCAACAAUGUAAAGAGACUUAUCCACCAUUUUGUCUUAAAUUUUGUCUUAUAUUUGUUCAGAUAUAAGUUAAACGCGGGAUGUUUCAAUAAAGUUUUUUGUACAAAUAUCAACUUAAA
Messenger RNA from Panonychus citri (citrus red mite), 5344 nucleotides. RefSeq names its product chromodomain-helicase-DNA-binding protein 1-like (gene Chd1). Gene Ontology annotation, cellular component: chromatin; nucleus. The record is from RefSeq and is a predicted model, not a curated record. NCBI's taxonomy places the organism in Eukaryota, Metazoa, Arthropoda, Arachnida, Trombidiformes, Tetranychidae. The transcript has 5 exons. Bases 104 to 5176 code for a protein of 1690 amino acids. Gene Ontology annotation, molecular function: histone binding; ATP hydrolysis activity; ATP binding. Gene Ontology annotation, biological process: nucleosome organization; regulation of transcription by RNA polymerase II.